AGAGAGAGAGAGAGAGAGAGAGACUGACUGACUGACUGAGAUUUAUCUUAAAAUCUUAGCGUUAGUAGACGAGCGUUUAAAAGAGACUUUCUUAAUAAAACUUUACUCGGUGUAAUUUUAUCUCUUCCUGGUGUGAAACAUGAAACGAAACCGAAACUCACGGAGUAAACAGAGGGAGGAGAGUGAACACAGUGGAGAGUGAACACAGUAAACAGAGUGAGGAGAGUGAACAGAGUGGAGAGUGAACACAGUAAACAGAGUGAGGAGAGUGAACAGAGUGGAGAGUGAACAGCAGCUCGUCCAGCGCCGCUUAUCUGCAGUAGGAGCCCAGCUGAGCACUGGAGCCUCAGUGAGAGAGAAAUGGGGGACGAGAACACGUCUGAAGCAAAUGUUUCCUUGGGUUCUGAAGAUGAGGAUGGAAAUAGUUCACUUACAAAACAUGACACCCUUCAAAGGGUUGACAGUGUUGAUGUGGUCACUCAGGAUGAGCGAGCCAGUUCUCCUGAACCCAGCUGUAUAUCCAUGAAGAGCGACUGGUCCAUGGAUCCUCCAAUCACACUCCAGGAUGGAGGUGUUACUCCCAAGCAAAGUGAAAACAAGAUAGACUCAGACGCCCCUAUGCCCAGCUGUGUGUCCUUAAAAAGUGACCAUUCAAUGGAUCCACCAAUUACAAUAAAAGAUAGAAUCUCUCGCAGUGAGCAGAGGGUCCGCCAAGGGAGAAUAAGCUCAUCUGUCCCUAGCUGUGUGUCUAUGAUGAGUGACCAGUCAAUGGAUCCACCAACCACAUUUAAAGAGGGAGUCGGGUCCACAGAACAGAGUGUCCGGCAAAGGAGAGCGAGUUCACCCACUUCCAGCCAUCUGUCCAUGAAGCAUGACCGUUCAAUGGAUGCACCAAGCUCUUUCAAGGCAGAUUUUCUUGCUGACCAAAGAGACCAGCUAGCGAGAUCAGGCACAGAGUCUGACUUGUAUCUCUCUGCCACAUUAAGGCUUUUCGAGGAGCGGUUUAUUGGUUUUGUGAAGGAGGAGAUAAAGAAAAUCAGUCGGAUUCUGAGCCCAGAUUACACAGGAGGCAUGGAGAUUUCAGAAGAAGAUGAGGAUGGCAGAGAUGCCAGAGAAGCAUCUCUAAAGAUCGCCAUGCACAUUUUAAAGGGCAUGAAGGAGACGGACCUUGUAGAAAAACUAGUCAAACUUGAACGUGUAUUCUCACAGCAAAAGAGCUUAAAGCAUAGCCUGAAGAGCAAGACCGAGCGGAUAUUUGAAGGAAUCGCCAAGCAGGGAAAUCCAGCCCAUCUCGACAAAAUCUACACAGAACUCUACAUCACCGAAGGCGGAAGCGGAACACUCAACAGCGAUCAUGAAGUGAGACAGAUGGAAGCGUCCUAUAGGGGUUCAGUGGUGCAAGAGACACAGAUCAAUUUGGACGACAUCUUUAAACCUUUACCAGGGCAGGAAAAAACUAUUAGAACAGUGCUGACCAGAGGUAUAGCUGGCAUCGGAAAAACGGUCUCUGUGCAGAAGUUCAUCCUGGACUGGGCUGAGGGAAGAGCCAAUCAAGAUAUCCAUUUUAUGUUCCCAUUGCCCUUCCGAGAGCUGAAUCUGAUGAUUGAGAAACAGUUCAGCUUAGAGGAGCUUCUCCACAGGUUUUUUAAAGAAAUGAAAGAUUUAGGACUCUCCGUACUCGAAGAAUACAAAGUCGUUUUUGUCUUUGAUGGCCUGGACGAAUGUCGCUUGCCAUUAAAUUUCAAGAGCAACGAGAUGUGUUCGGACUUAACUAAGCCAAUGUCACUGGAUGUUCUUUUGACAAACCUCAUCAUGGGGAACCUGCUGCCAUCUGCUCUCCUCUGGAUUACUUCCCGACCUGCAGCUGCUAACCAGUUGCCUGCCAGGUGUGUUGACCAAGUAACAGAGGUGAGAGGGUUCAACGACCGAGAAAAGGAGGAGUACUUCUACAAAAAGAUUAGUGAUGAGAGUGUGGCCAGCAGAAUCGUCCAACACGUGAGGUCUUCCCGGAGCCUCCAUAUCAUGUGCCACAUACCUGUCUUUUGUUGGAUCUCGGCCACCGUGCUUGAGAGAUUGUUACGUGAAGCCAAGAGCCGACGGGUGCCCAAGUCUCUGACCGAAAUGUACACGCAUUUCUUGAUUUUCCAGACGGUGCAAAGGAACGAAAAGUACACGGAAGGUAAUGACAUGGAUCCUUGCUUGACGAAGGAAAACAUUUGUUCACUAGGAAAGCUGGCCUUUCAGCAGCUAUGCAAAGGAAACUUGAUCUUUUAUGAAAAAGACCUGAGGGAAUGUGGCAUCGAUGUCAAAGAUGCGUCGGUCUACUCUGGAGUGUGCACACAAAUCUUCAGAGAGGAACUGUACCAAAGUAAGGUCUUCUGCUUCGUGCACUUAAGCUUCCAGGAGUAUCUCGCAGCCUUAUUUGUAUACUUAAGCUGGGUUAGCUUCAAAGACCAGUCUCAAGAGCCAGAUGCUAACUUUCAAGAGCUUUGUUUAAACUCAACACUUUUUGACCUGCAUAAGAGUGCAGUGGACCUGGCUUUGUGCUCAAAGAAUGGCCACUUAGAUCUUUUCCUCCAGUUCCUCCUUGGCCUGUCCCUGGAAUCCAGUCAGAAUCUUCUGCAUGAUCUGCUGACGCAGGAAGUGAGUGCUGAAGAGAGCCACCAGGAAACAGUCCAGUACAUAAAGUUGAAGCUUGGUGAGAACCUCAGGCCCGAGAAGUCCAUCAAUCUGUUCCAUUGCCUGCACGAGCUUAACGACCAUUCCCUCGUGAAGGAAAUCCAAAGUUAUCUAAGCUCAAGGAAUCUCUCCUCAGAGAACCUUUCACCUGCGCAGUGGUCAGCUCUGGUCUUUGUGUUGCUGACCAGUGAUGAGAGGAUGGAAGUGUUUGACUUGGGGAAAUAUGUCCAAUCGGACGAGGGAUAUAAGAGGCUGAAGCCUGUAGCCAAAGCAUCCAGGACUGUCAUAUUGUCCUCAUGUAACCUUACAAAGGCAAUCUGUCAUUCACUGGGAGCUGUUCUUGCUUCAAACUCUUGUGCUACUAGAGUACUGGAUCUAAGUUAUAAUGACCUGCAGGACAAAGGAGUGAAGCAACUCUGCAGUGGCCUGAAAAAUCCACUCUGUCUGCUGGAGACACUGAAACUUCAGUUCUGUGGAAUCAGAAGAGAUGGCUGCUCAGCCCUCGUUUCUGCUCUAAAAUCAAACCCUUCGCACCUGAGAGAGCUGGACCUGAGCUACAAUCCUACUGGAAACGACGCACUUACUGAGCUUUUAGCGUUUCUGCCUGACUGUAGGCUCGAGACACUGAGGAUCUCAGGUUGCAGUAUGACAAAGGAAGGCUGUGUUUUUCUGGAAUCGGCUAUAAACGCCAAACCAUGCCACCUUAGAAAUCUGGACCUGAGUGUCAACAGAAUAGGGGACUUAGGAGCAGGAGUCUUCUCUGCAUUACUGAGCAAUGACAACUGUAAAAUUGAAUACCUGAGGCUAGAAAAAUGUAACAUAACUUGGAAAAGCUGUAAAAUUCUGGAAGGUGCAUCCACCUCAGUGUCCUGCUGUCUCAAAGAACUUGACCUGAGUGACAAUGACCUGCAGGACACAGGAGUGAAACUACUCGCUUAUGACCUGAAGAAGUGCAAGCUACAGAAAUUAAGGCUGUCUAAUUGCAGAUUCACUGAGAAAGGUUUCUCAGCAUUAGCUUCAGCUCUAAAAUCAAGCCCCACCUGCCUGAAAGAGCUGGAUGUGAGUGUGAACUUUCCUAGCAGCAAGGGAAUGAGGGAGCUGCUUUCAGCACUGCAGCAGCAGACCUGUGCCCUUCAAACACUGUGCGUGGACACUUGCAGCCUUGACUCAGAAAUAUGCACCUCCUUCUCCACAACUCUCACCCAGAACUCAAGUCUGAGAGAACUGAGUCUGAGUAGUAAUAAUAUCGGAGAUGAAGGAGUAAGGUCACUCUUCAUUGGACUACAAAGUGGACUUUCACCCCUGAAGAUUUUGAGGCUCUCUGACUGUUCCCUCACAGAGAGCAGUUGUGAAAUCUUGGCCUCCACUCUGAGUUCAAACACCACUGGCCUGACAGAACUGGACCUGAGCAGAAACCACCUCGGCCAAAACGGAGCCGUCUUUCUCUGCUCAAUAUCGACCGUAAAUCUCAUACUGUGAGAACGGUCACGAACCCAGAGCUCCUAGUCUCAAGUGCUGGGGAGUUUAGUGUUCUGCACAUGUAAUAUCACUUACCACAAAACAUUCAUCAUCAUUCUCUGCUGUUUAAAGCAAUGCUCCAGUGUUUUUCACCCUAAAAACUUUUCACAGUACCCAGAAAAAAAACAGUUUCUGCCUAUUUUACAGAAGGUCCCUCAAUGUGCAUUUGUUUCCUCAGUAACACUGAGGGAAUAUUUUGAUGAAAAUGUGACCACAAGACCAGAAAUGAACUAAUUUUUCUGUGUUUUUACUGUGUUUAAACACUACUCUUUAUAUGACAGUUGUACACGAUUUUUUGUUACAUACAUAAUUUUCCGUUUUAUCUCGGCGCGGCCAUCUUUGUGUAGAGGUGUGAAUUGUUUUCACAGCAGGGGGAUCUUACUCCUCCCCUUUCACUCCUCAUUGCUCACUAGCAGCUCAACACAGAGUCACAUUUCAUACACAAAGAGCUAACAAUGUCAAAAUGAAUCUGAUAACAGAGUGACGGGGAAGAAUAUAUUUUUAUUUGAUAUAUAAAUCAAAAUACCGACUCGAUUUUGGUUAAACUGGCAGAAUGACCACAAGGAGGCCUGCAGAAAGAGGCUAGUAUCUGUCUGCUGCAUCUGUGUUAUAUAUAUCAGUUACCAUGUACAAUAAUUUCUUUUACAUAGAAAAAGAACCAAAACUCAAUGACUGAGAAUAGAAGCUUUUUGGCCAGUUUAUGCAGAACUGUUUGUGAAUCCCUCAGUCAAAGAUUUGUAAAUUUGUAAAUAUGCAUUCUCUUUCAGAGAAUGGACUGAUCUUUUUUCAGGGAGAGGAUCAUUUUUUACCAUUGUAGUGGAGAUGGUGGAGUUUUCACAGGUUCCUGAUUGAUGGUGCAACUUUAUAAGGAACCAAAAGUUACUGGAACUGCUUUUUACUGUAUUGUUCCAGUGAAUCAAAGAUAACACUUCACAAGAACAGCUUUGGUAAGACAUUCUUUCAUGUCUACCUCAUCCUGAAACCUGUAUUGUUACAGUGUAAUGUUUGUAGUUCAUAUAGUUACCAAGUACAAGCAUUCCUUUACAGAAUACAGCAAACCAACGGCUCCUCUUAAAGGAACACGCAUACCUACUCGCCUCUUAGACUAGGAAGACUAGGAAAACCCCCUUCCGAUGAUGUAUCUUGAAGGUGGGAGAUAAAACAAUAGCUGUUUUAUGGUGGGUUUUCAGUGGGUGGGCUACUUGAUUUUUUUCUUUUUUUUUCUGCUAGCUGGCCAUUGCAGAAGGAAGCCAGGUAGCUAACAUUAAUGCUGAGAAGUUACGUAUCUUAUUGCAGUUGUAUAAUUGUAAUAACUGUCUUUACAUUACAAUAAGGAUCAAAAGACAAUAAUUACUUUUUAGAUACGUCCACAAGCUCACAGCUAAGGUUAUCAAGGUUGCUGGCUAUCUGGACACUUUACCUGAAUUUGGCUACUUUUCUCUGGCUAAAAGGCUUAAAAAUUGUCUCUGGUGUUCAUUUUCUUUCUGAAUAAUGGCAGAAUUGGUGGUUGUAUUAUUAGCCUAUAGCUCAGUGGCUAGGCUAGCAGUCAGGAUUGGUUGACACCACAGGGAUUGCCAAAUACUCUGUUGUAUUUCCAUAAGGCAUGUUGGGUAAUAUAGUGAGAGAACAUUGAUGAACAGAAACAUGAAAACCAGUGAGGCUGAGGGAUACAAUGCUGUGCUACAGAAUAUUACCUAACAACAAAUAGCAUAUUAAAAAUGAAGUUUUAAGCCGGAACCCUUUAAUUGAGUUUUCCGUUCUAAAUUUCGGGAAUCACGUUAAAAUGAUCAUUUGCGGUAAUCAGUGGUAAAACAUAGAUGGAGGAGGUGGAGAUCAGGUUGAAAACGCUGGAGUCGUCUGUUAAUCCAAACCUGUCAUGAGCUGCCUGUUUUGAGCAGAAUUCCCAAGACUGGGACCAGAAACCACUGCGGUGAUCUAUCUUCAGUCAGAGCUGUCAAGACUGUCUUCUGUUGUGUAGUUAGUUAUGUAAUGUUGAUAUCUGUUGAUAUUACUGUUAGAAUUCCCAGACAUGUGAGUUUACGUGACGGACUGUCAGAAGAUGUUAACGGCUGUCAGACGACUGUCAGUGGGAGAUAACUGUGGAAAGCAUCUAGGGAAUUUCACGUUACAUAUAGCCAAGAAGCAUUAUGGUUACUAUCCCCUGUGAGCGUUCAUGCUGCUAGCUGUAAAAAUGUAUAAAAGAGAUAAUGAAGAUACAAGUGUAGAUUCUAAAUCGAAUGUUUUUUAAGGAUAAUGUGGAAAAAAUUGUUGUUGAUUUAUAUAGUAACAAAAUGCCGCCCCACUACAGGCAUGCAAAUUUUUAUUUUUUAUAUAAAAACUGUGUGUGUGUGUGUGUGUGUGUGUAUAUAUAUAUAUAUAUAUAUAUAUAUAUAUAUAUAUAUGAGAGAGAGAGAGAGAGACAGAGACACAGACACCUAAGCAACUUAUUAAAAAUCAGUUAUCUCAGCAGUAAGUGUGUUUUUACUUGUAAAAUUACCAUACAUCAUUAUAACAGAUGCAGAUAGUAAAAAUCUUGAUAUCAUGGGAGAAAUAAGUCUGGUUCUAAAUUUCUCCCAGGUACCCCAGCCAUUCCCUCGAAAUUCCCUGACCAGCAAGUAUUGUUGUAUUUACUCUAAUAUUAAUGUUUUUCAGAGCAAAGAAAUGUUUAAUGCCCAGAUAAAUGACUUACUCUGAUUUUUAGGUGCCUAAAACCUGUGUAUAGUACUGUAAAUAUAUAAUGUCUCUGUCGGGACAAAACGUUGUAUCUCCUUUUCUGGCCUUUUCUGACAAAAUUUGAAAAGCUGACCUUCAUUUCUGCAUUAACGUCCAUUAAGUUUAGAAAGUUUUUUCUUUCUCCUGUAAUGUUACCAUUUUGGAGAUGUGAGGUUUUGUGUCAGUGUCAUUGAUUAAGUACACCUCCUUGUUUCUACGCUCA
Messenger RNA from Colossoma macropomum (tambaqui), 7132 nucleotides. RefSeq names its product NACHT, LRR and PYD domains-containing protein 12-like. The record is from RefSeq and is a predicted model, not a curated record. The coding region runs from base 361 to 4158 and encodes 1265 amino acids. NCBI's taxonomy places the organism in Eukaryota, Metazoa, Chordata, Actinopteri, Characiformes, Serrasalmidae. The transcript has 16 exons. Gene Ontology annotation, molecular function: protein binding.